Molecule: messenger RNA, 525 nt
Organism: Hydractinia symbiolongicarpus
Lineage: Eukaryota; Metazoa; Cnidaria; Hydrozoa; Anthoathecata; Hydractiniidae
Exons: 1
Coding region: 1-525 (174 amino acids)
Source: RefSeq, a predicted model, not a curated record
AUGAAGAGAAAUGGUCAAACUACAAAAAUGUGUAUUAAAUGCCUGAAUGUUCUGAAGGCGUCGAUGGAGCGUACAAAGUGCUCCCAUCAAAGACAGAGGUCCAAGUGUAAAGAGUGCGGAGGAAGCGAAAUUUUCCCCCAUGAAAAAAAGAGAUCAAUCUGUAAAGAAUGUGGAGGUGAAAGCGUCUGUGACCAUCGGAGGAUAAGAUCUCGCUGUGAAGAAUGUAAGCGUGGAAGCAUAUGCUAUCAUCAAAGGGUGAGAUCCAAGUGCAAAGAAUGUAUUGGAAGUCAGAUUUGCAAGCAUCAAAGGCAGAGGUCUCAUUGUAAAGAGUGUAAAGGCAGCCAGAUUUGUAAACAUGAAAGGGUGAGAUCCACCUGUAAAGAGUGUGACGGUAGUCAAGUUUGCCCCCAUGAAAGGCUAAGAUUUCAGCGCCCCAUAUGCGAUCCAGCUGGACAUCUAGCCGGUGUUGUAGGAAGCCGAGCCCGCCACGUCCUACAGGGAAACAAGGAACUCAGCUCUGGCUAG